AGUGGCGUCACAAGAAGAAAGUUCAAAUAACACCACGGGUGAAUCUUCACCGUCCGCGUUGUUUACUAAAUUUGGAGGAUCACUUUUCGGGGCCGCUAGCGGAUCUCCCCAAAAAGUAGUUACUAAUAUACGUGGAUUUCUUUCAAAUCGAUUGCCUGGCACAAUCUCAAUCCCGUCAGUGCCGGAUACAGGUAAGAAUUUCCUUUCUCUCUUAAGAUGGAAAGACCAAAUUCUAUCACUCCCCAAGAAAUGGCUGUCGCAAGCAUCAGAUACAGACGAAUUUGGAUUCCCGGAGAAUCUUCCCAAAGUUCCUGUUCCACCACUCGAACAAACAAUGAUGGAUUACCUGAGAGCAAUUAAGCCCAUUGUAACACCGCAUCAAUACGAGAGGACGGAUAAGAUCGUUAAACAGUUCAUGGCACAUCCUGGACCAAAACUUCAUCAAUUCUUGGUCGAUAAAAAAGAAACGGAAGACAAUUGGGCGUAUAAUUACUGGCUGAAUGACAUGUACAUGGACAUUACAAUACCACUACCGAUUAACUCUAACCCCGGAAUGGUUUUACCACCAAGAAGAUUCACAACUGUUCAUGACGUUGCUCGCUUUUCAGCUCGAAUUAUUGAUGGAAUUUUGGAGCAUAAAGAAAUGUUGGACAGCGGAAAUUUACCUCCAGAAAGGGCAGCAUCACGUGAGAAGAAUCAACCACUUUGCAUGGCACAAUAUUAUCGUCUUCUUGGAUCUUGUCGUCGUGCUGGCAUUGACCGGGACAGCCAAUACUUGCCCGAUCUUCGGAAUCUUCCAACAUCACAACAUAUCGUUGUAUGUUGUCGGAACCAAAUGUAUUGUGUCGUUGUAAAAGCAGAUCAAAUCGGAAGACUUUCAGAAGACGAAAUUUUUUCACAACUUUUAUACAUUUUGAGCGACGCUCCGUGUCUUCCGAAAACGCCACCAAUGAUUGGCUUGUUAACAGCGGAACCGAGGAGAGUUUGGGCAAAAGAUCGUGAAAUGUUGUUGACGGACGAACAAAAUUGUCGCAACAUUGAACUCAUCGAACAGUCUCUCAUUCUUCUUUGUCUGGAUGAAACUUUACCACCAUCGUUCAAUGCUCGUGGUUUUGUUGGUGCAACGCCGAGUUACCAUACAACAAAUGACCGUGAUGAGACAAACAUGGCCCAUGAAAUGAUUCACGGUGGUGGCAGUGAUUGCAAUACAGCGAAUCGUUGGUUCGAUAAGACCAUGCAGAUAAUUGUUUGUAAUGAUGGAACAUGGGGAUUGUGCUACGAACAUUCAUCUUCAGAGGGAAUUGCUGUCGUUCAACUUCUCGAGAAAAUCUUGAAGAAAAUCGAUGAGAUUCCAAGUCCUGAAGAAAGCGGCGUGACGCAACAUCAUUUGGCUCCACCAGAGAGAAUUGAAUGGAUCGUUAAACCUGAAAUUCAGAAGAGAUUGUUAGAAGCGAAACGAGAUGUCAACAGGAGAAUUGAAGACCUUGAUUUUUAUGUUUAUCGAUAUCAAUCAUAUGGAAAAAUUUUUAUUAAGUCAUGCAAGGUCAGCCCUGAUGUUUACAUUCAACUUGCCCUUCAAUUAGCUUAUUACAAACUCUAUGGAUUCUUGGUUAGCACUUACGAGAGUGCUUCAACUCGAAGAUUCUUACUGGGUCGUGUCGAUUGUAUUCGUUCAGCAAGCUCUGAAGCACUUGAAUGGGCGAAAGUAAUGUGUCAGGGUGAAGGUGCAAAUGUCGCACUUGAGAGUGAUAAGGAAGAAGAAGAAGAUGCAAGAAAAGUUACUUUCAGCAUUUAUGGCAAGGAUCAUCUUCAAGAGCUUUUCCGUAUCGCAGCAGCACGUCAAACUGACAUCAUGGUGCAGAACAUUCUUGGUAAUGGAAUUGAUAUCCCGCUUUUAGGUUUACGAGAAGCAAGUCGUGAAGUCGAAGGAGAUUACCAUGAAUUGUUUACAGAUGAAAGCUACAAAAUCGCACAAUGUUUUUUGCUUUCAACCAGUCAGGUUGCUUGUUCAACUAACAGCUUCAUGGGCUAUGGCCCUGUCACACCUCGAGGCUAUGGCUGUUCAUAUAAUCCCCAUCCUGACGAGAUAAUCUUUUGUGUUUCUUCAUUUUUCUCGGCUGACAACACGAGUGCAUCACGGUAUGCCAAAUCUCUUCAGGACUCUUUGGAUAUGAUGCGAGAUUUAUUGAAAAAUUAGAUGGUGUUAAGAUAUUUAUGUAGAACUUGAUAAACAAUGCACAGAAAUUUGCUUGUAACCGAAACUAGUCGUGAAAUGUUAGCUUUAUUGGAAAAUUUACCCUUACACGUUGUGAAUAAUCUGAAUUUUAAUUAUUUUAAUAAUUUUUAUUGGAACUUUGAAGUCAACAUCGAAGACCAACUCAACAUAUUUUAGAGAACAUUUUAUUGACUUUGAAAACUAUGUCAAGUGAUUAUUGUUAAUUGAAAAGCUUAAAAGAAAUUAUAGAAAAUGUUGUAUUUGAUAAUACCAGAAUUUAGACGAAAUCAAUUGUGAGGAAAACUUAGUGAUCAAUUAUCUAAAUCUACCUACAUAAAUACAUUUAAAAUUAGAAAACUUACUUAAGUUGUUUACCUUUAAGGUUGAAUGUAACAUAAAUUUUAUGAUCGUUGACAAAAUAAUCAAAUAUAAAUAUAUAUUUUGGUUGCGUGUAGUAGCAAUAAAAAAGAAAAUUGAUGAAAAUUUAUAACUACCUAGUAGGCAAACUAUAAUUAUUAAUUAUAUAUCGAAAUAUUUUUCUGACAUAUUUUCUUUCUUCAAUAUCAGAUUUGACUUUCUAAAAGUUUUUUAGGAGAAGAAAAGUUUUAUAAAUGUUGAAUCCUAUUUUCAAUGAAUUUUAAAUAGAAACAUAAAAAUUAUUGCCAGCAUUUGAAUUUAUAAUUCCAAAAGAAAUUAUUUUAAAUCGUAGAUAAAUAUGUACGCCCGCUUCAGUGAAUUCUUGCCUGCUGAGAGAUCAUAGAAAUAGUGGAGUAUUAUAAUAGAGGAUGAAAAGUUUAUGUAGAAAGAAGCUGUUGUUAUCUUAAUGAUAUUAAUCAAUUGAACAAAUAUAAAUGGAACCUACUGCAUAUCAAUUAAAAAAAAUUAUCAACGUUUAGUUGACACUUGACUGUCAACAUUUAUUUGCCUAUUUACAAUUUAUUGGUUUUUAGAUGUAGAAAUUAUAUGAAUUUAGGAGUAUGAAUUAGAGAACUUUUAGAAUUAAUGAAAAUUUCUGAUCUGAGUAUUGUACAUCAGAUAUCAGACAGACUCAACCAGGAAAACAAACAUAUCAGCAUACAUAUCAAAUGUUAAACUGAAAACAUAUCAAAUCAAUUUGUAGAUUAUAAGAUGAUUUGACUUAAAUAGAUUUAAUUAUAGAUCCCUAAUAAAUAGUGUUCAUCUCAUAAUUGGUGAAACAGAAGUAGAUAAAUAUAACUUUAUAGAAGCUUAAGCAUAAAAAGUUUUAAACAACAACCAAUCGAAGUCGAUACAUAUCAUAAUACAUACAGUAUUUUAAAUUAAUGGUUAUCAAAAAAAUGUAAUGUAAUGUAGAAAAUUUAAAUAAAAUUGCAUAACCAACAGC
Messenger RNA from Clunio marinus, 3578 nucleotides. NCBI's taxonomy places the organism in Eukaryota, Metazoa, Arthropoda, Insecta, Diptera, Chironomidae. The record is from the annotation of a GenBank genome assembly.